GAGAGCAUGGCGUUGUGUGCGCGUUGACGUAAGGGGAAGGUGGCGCCGAGGACGCCGAGCCGGCUGGUGCUGGCUGCGGCGGGUUUGUUGUUUUUGUCCGUCUGUCGCCAUGUUGGGACCGGUCGCUUUGUUAUAAAGGAGGAGCCAACGGGGAGAAAAGGAAGAAAGAGGGUGUUGUCGGCGCUGGGAACAAAACAAAAGGAGCGGCGAGUUUACAAUUAAAAGUGUAACUGUAGUGGGGGAAAUUCCUUCAACAUCCGAAGGAGCGAUUUUCUUCCCCCUCAUAAAAAGGAAAUAAAAGAAUCAGUCUCUGGGGCGCAAGGAUGAGAGUGAACCUCGGUGACCGUUAGGGAAGGGGGAGCGGAAGUGGAACGGAACCGGGCCGAGCCAUGCCAUACCCUGCUGCAAAUCAAGGAUCUCUGCAGCUCCAAACACAAAAACAUUAUGGCAUUACAUCUCCAAUUAGUUUGGCUUCGCCAAAAGAAAAUGAUUUUGUGCUUACUCAGAAACUCAUUGAAGCAUUGAAACCUUUUGGAGUCUUUGAAGAAGAAGAGGAGCUGCAGCACAGAAUUGCAAUUCUGGGAAAACUUAAUAGCUUAGUUAAAGAGUGGAUCCGGGAUACCAGUGAAAUUAAGAACCUUCCAUCGUCUGUAAUAGAGAACGUUGGUGGGAAAAUUUUUACAUUUGGUUCCUACAGAUUAGGGGUACAUACAAAAGGUGCUGAUAUUGAUGCUCUGUGUGUUGCACCUCGCCACAUUGAAAGAGUUGACUUCUUCACGUCCUUUUGCGAAAAGCUGAAGCAGCAAGAUGAAGUGAGGAAUUUACGGGCUGUUGAAGAUGCUUUUGUACCAGUAAUUAAACUAUCUUUUGAUGGUAUAGAGAUUGAUAUUUUAUUUGCAAGAUUGGCACUUCAGACAAUCCCUGAAGAUUUGGAUCUUCGAGAUGAUGUACUACUUAAAAACUUGGACUUGAGAUGCAUUAGAAGUCUUAAUGGUUGCAGAGUCACUGAUGAAAUAUUACAUCUAGUACCAAACAUUGAAAAUUUUAGGCUGACAUUGAGAGCAGUUAAAUUAUGGGCCAAACGCCACAAUAUUUACUCAAACAUACUAGGCUUUCUGGGUGGUGUGUCAUGGGCCAUGUUGGUGGCAAGAACAUGUCAGCUGUACCCCAAUGCUGUUGCAUCCACUCUAGUACACAAGUUCUUUUUGGUAUUUUCAAAAUGGGAAUGGCCUAAUCCUGUCUUAUUAAAGCAACCAGAGGACUGCAAUCUGAAUCUACCAGUAUGGGAUCCACGGGUUAACCCAAGUGACAGAUACCAUCUCAUGCCAAUAAUCACACCAGCCUAUCCACAACAAAAUUCUACAUACAAUGUCUCUGCAUCUACACGUGCAGUGAUGAUGGAGGAGUUUAAGCAAGGUCUUUCGAUCACAGAUGAAAUUUUAAUGGGUAAAAUGGAGUGGUCCAAACUCUUUGAAGCUCCAAACUUCUUUCAGAAGUACAAGCAUUACAUUGUGUUGCUGGCAAGUGCCCCAACGGAAAAACAGCACUUAGAGUGGGUGGGCUUGGUGGAAUCCAAAAUCCGAAUCCUUAUUAGCAGCUUAGAAAAGAAUGAGUUCAUUACUCUGGCUCACGUUAAUCCGCAGUCAUUCCCAGCUCCCAAAGACAAUCCUGAGAAGGAUGAAUUCAGCACAAUGUGGGUCAUUGGAAUAGUCUUUAAGAAAGUGGAAAACACUGAGAAUCUGAGUGUUGACCUCACUUAUGACAUUCAGUCAUUCACAGAUACUGUUUAUAGACAAGCAAUGAACAGCAAAAUGUUCGAAACAGAUAUGAGGAUUGCAGCAAUGCAUGUGAAAAGGAAACAGCUCCAUUUGCUUCUACCUAGUUAUGUCCAGCAAAAAAAGAAAAAGCAUUCAUUAGAGGGGAGCAAAGCCAACUGUGAUGAUGAAAAUAGCAUGGAAGCUUCUCUGGACAGUGACCACAGCUUGCUAGUGCCUUCUAGUCCAUUACAGAAUUCCAGCAGCCCACAGAGUCCUGUUACUGCAGCAUUGUCAGUGAAUGCAAGCAGUGUUCAGAAUUCAGAAGCACAGCCGGAAUCUGAGACUAGUCCUUCCAAAAGAAAUUCCAUUCCCAGCUCAGGGGGCUCAUCUUCGUCAACCAGUGAACACAUUCCUCAGGCCUCAUCCAUACCUGCUUCUAUCGCACAGCCAAAGUCGCUAGUCACCCGGCUUUUACCUACAUGUGUCAGCAGUCAGCCCCCAAAUGUGCCCACAAAAGCAUCCAGCCCUGUUGCCUCUGGGAGAAAGAGACCAGCAUCACCAUCGACAAAUGAAUCUGCAAAGAAGGAGGAACCUGCGAUGAACGGUGUAACUGUUGAUCAAAAUCCAUUGCAAAACUUGAAGAGAGUAUCGACUCAGACAUCUGAAAUUUCACCAAAGAGAAAGAAGCUAGAUGGAUCUGGCUGUGUGAAGGAACAAGGUGACUGUUCAAGAAGUCCUGUUAAUGAGAAAACAGUCGAUGAAAAUAUGAAGGAAGUUGAGUCUGAAGAAAAACUGGCGCCAAUCGCAUCCAAGGCUUCUGCCUCACAGGAACCAACGAGCACAGAGCUGUCUGAUGUCUCUUCCCUUCCAGUAAACCCUGUUCCAGUAGUUAAAAAUUCGAUAAAGCUGAGGUUGAAUCGGUAGACCUGCUACCACUCCCGGGGCCAUAGAAAUCAAAAAUAACCAGGACAGACAGAGACAAACACAAACGCAGACAUACACAGACACACAUGCGCAUAUACAUGGAAAUAAAACAUCUACCAGAAGAGUCAUCUGAUCACUGGCUACAGCUUCCUCCGUGGAAACAUUUUAAAAGUUCUUUGAACGCAGGUGAUUGUGAUGUGGUGAAGUUGGACGAUAAAGGCUGUAGAUUUUUUUUUAAAACAUGUCCUAUAAGACUUGAUCAUUGUUGAAUCUGGAGUCUAGUAGAACUCGACCAGUAAAGACGAUGCACUGCGGACUGACUGGUCGUGCAGGGAGUGCAUCAUGGCGGAGUACUGCUGAUGUGUUGGCAACAGUUAUGUUAGUUGAAACUGUUUUUUUCUGAAAAACCUUUUUCUUUUCCUGUUAUCUUUGCUCUUAAACUGCCUUGCAAUUGUGAAAAAGUUUUAAAAAAUUUUGUUGACCAAUUGUUUAGUCACAUGGGCAUUAUUUGUGAAUUUAGGUUAGUGAUGGUAUUGAGAGAGAUUUAAUAUUGAAGGAUUCUUGUACCAGACCAUGCCAUUAUUGAUUUCAGGGCACAUAAUCUACAUUAUCCACCUAUUUCUUUUCUGAAUUUUUUAGUUGCUACUAGGAAGAACUUUAUUUCUGGAGCAUUGUAUGACCUGGAAAGGGGGCAGUAGCUUCUGAGUUUUUUUCCCCCCCGGUUGCUUCCAUUGUUUUUGUGCUGCUUUCUUGACAAACUGGAUAUUAAUUUGAUUAUUUUAUUCCUGUUUAUGCCACUAUCAGGGACUGUUUGGGACUUAUUUUGCUUCAGAGCUACAUUUAAGAUGGUGGAUGUCAUGUUCGGCCACCGGAUGUUUCCUUUUGGAAUUGCUUUCAAAUCAAGUCAUAGUGGCUGGGAUUUAAUACCUGCUACCACUGGGAUGAGUCAUUGCUUUACCAGUUCCUUUUCAAUUUGAAAUCCAAUGUAGAACUCAUCCAUAUUUGACGUUGAUUGAAUUCAUCUAUAUUUACAUUGAAUGAAACUUCAGUGAUUUGCUCUUGCUUGGGAAAAGCAGAUUUCUGUGCUUUGCAUGGCUCAUGGUUUUGCGAACUGCAAGGUUGUUAUGCAUCGCUCAAGCAUGUGGGUUUAGAACUCUCCUCCUGUUUAGCCAAGCAUCUGGUGUUUGUCUACAUUAAUCUAUUUGACCCUGGAAAAUGGGUGUUACCAUUGGGCUAAUUCUUUUCAUUCAAGUAUCCCCAAUGCACAAGCAAGUAACUCCCUUUCCAUAAGAGCUACCAUUAGCAAUACAUUUUAAAAACUAAAACCACCUUUGGAUCAACGCAAAAACGCUUUUUUGCUGGUCCUCCAAUUUGUCACUUUUAAAUCCCUUUAGAACAGAUGUGUGGGAUGAAUAUUCUCCAGGUAUGUGAUGUCAAGUAACUUGAAAUCUGUGUACAAUGAGCCAAUUUUUAAUGUCCACUUUUUAAUUUUGCCACCGCAUUAAAUGACGAAAUAUCUUUUUGCUGGUUUUAUGAUUUUGGGAUGUGUUAUGACCACCUGAGAUCUGCAUGAUCUGGCAACAUGAUUGAAAAUCAAACUCUUCGUUAGAUUUAAUGCAUUCAACCAGGUCAGAAAUGAACAUAAUUUUUACAUAACCUUUUGGUCAGUCCAGCUAACACUUAAUUAUGGAACCAAAAUUAUGGAGCUACUCUCUGUACUGGGCAAGCAGGUUCUGUGAAUCAGUCGCGUGCAUUUAUUUAAAGGAAAAGAUUUAUAAAGAGAACUUGUGAUUCAAAUGUUGCCGUAUUUGAACUUGAGCUAAUUAGUAUGAGCAGGUUGUUGGCUCAGUCCUUGACCAUUUCACUCGGAGCCAGAACUAAACCAGAUAUAAGUAUAUUUGCUACUGGUGGGUAGGGAUCAGAAUUUUGUGGCUCUCCAUUGUAUAACUUCUGUUGUUGAAUUUUUAAUGAGAUAACAAAGAAUUUCCUCUGUGAAUUGAAUCCUUCUGCACUUGCAUAGGUUUAAACAAUUUGAGUAUUUUUCAUCAGUUGCAUUGAGACAUUAUAAACUUUUUGGCAAUGGUCAAGUCCUCUCGAACGUACAAAUGAUAUUUUAUGGUUUUAAUUUAUUAUUAAUAUAUAUUUAAAUGUGCUUCCCAAAUGCUCCUCCAAAACAAAACUUUGCAGACAGUCUAAAACUUUACCAUGAGCUGAGAGUGAAAUUUUCAAAUUCUAAUAGCUUGUAGUACGGGUCAUUGGAUCUGCUGUCUGAGACCUGUUGAAAUUUGAAAAACAACAGCUGUAUUUGAAAUAACUUUUCAUGUUGUGUACAUGCUUCAUUUCUCCCUUGUCCUUUCGAAAGCCUGUUCUUUUUCCUGUCAAGGGAAACAUUUCUGAUUAUAAGGUGGUUGCCUCCCUGUAGUCCAGCUAACUAUGUAUCUUUGCAAAAUAUGUAAACUCAAUUGGCUGUCCUCACUUAAGUUUUACAGGAGUUUAUGUUCAAGUCUUUUAAUUUGGGGUGUACUGUAAUUUGUGAAGGACUGUUUAUCAAAUUAUCUUCUCAAUUUCUUUCCAAAGAGGAUCUCCCAGAAACCUCCAGGCUUUCAUUUUUAAUUGUGCUGUCAUGUUAAUUUCUGAUUUUCCACAUCUUGAUGUGUAUGAUAUGCUUAAUACAGCAAAAUAUUUGACUGUUCUGAGGGAAAAUGGGAAAGAUCCAUUAAAACUUCAGUGAUGAUCGCCAACGUAGGCUCCACAGGAAACAAUUGUGCUUGCAGUUUGGGUGCCUUGCUUUCAUCAGUUUGGACAUCAAAUUGUUGGAUGAGUCUAUGACCAAUUCUUCAAGUUCAGCUAUUUAAAUUGUUCUGCUUGCAUGUAAAAAGAAAAAUGCUAACCAUUUUUUAAAAAGUCUUAGAUUUGCUUCCUUUUCAAUAGGUCUGUUAGUAAGAAAGAAUGAUAGGGAGGGGGAUAAAGAGAGUUGCGGUUCCCUCUUUCAGUGAAAUGGAGUUCCUCAAAACUCUUUGCCUUUCUUGCAGCAUUGUCCUGGCUACUGUAGUGGUUUUGAUUUUUAACAAAAACAGUUUAAAGAUUAUCAAAGUCUGUUUUGCCAUUGCAGAAUUUGGAAUAUUUCUUUUGAAUGGGUUUUACACAGAAUAAAUCCAGAAGUUUUUUGCUUCUGAACUUAGAAAGGAAAAAUAUUGAUCCUGGUCUUCCCCAUCCAAGGAACUAGUUACAUGUAUCUAGUGGAGGAAAUUAUCCAAAUAAUUUUAGAUGGGAGAAAUGAUAUGUAUACUCUGACCUUGACAGUGUUUGCAUUAUGGGAUGUACUAUAUAUUAUGUCUGAUUUGAGUUACUUUUUGCCAUGCCUUUUGUAUAAAGCCAAUUUUUAAGGCUUUGUGUAAACAUUCAUAAGAGAUUUAUUGCCAAUAUCCUUCAAAUUGGGUUGAGGAGGAAAAACCUUAAACACAAUUAAGAUAUGCAGCAUAUAGCAGGGAGUAAUAUUUUUGCCAUUUAGUUGGUGCAAUAUAUUUGUUAUUGCAUCCCCUAUUUUGAGUUAUGAAUGGCAAUUCUAAUGUACGUGCGUGUUUGCAUUGCCUGAUCCAGGAAGCUAGGGUUCAUACUUGUUGAUUUAUAUAUUUGUAUUAUCGAAGGUUGAUUUACCCUUCCCAUUAAUUAAUAAUAUACUUUCCAGUUUACUCCUGCUUGGAUGCAUUUAAAAUAGAGCAGAAUGGAAUUUUCUGUUUUCCCCAACCCUGGCCAAAUAACAUUAACUUUUAUUCCAAACAUUCCUACUAAGAAAAUAUUAAAGUUGUAUAUCUUCUAUAUAUGCCUUGCCUGGAUAACCGGAAUAUUUCUUUUAUGUGCUGAUGACAUAACCCAUUUUUAGGUUUGCGGUAGGUGACCAGAUGGCAUAUUACCUGUUUAAAUUUGGUAACACUGGGUCCUUUUAAUAUGGCAGCAACAGAUUAUAUGAAAGCUAUUCAAUGGUGCUAGAUAUAUCUGCCCAGGCUUUCAUGAGUGCUCUGUUUCAGUGUGUUUAAGCCAACUAUGUUUAAUGAAACCUUUGUGUGUGUGUGUGUGUGUGUGUGUGUGUGUGUGUGUGUUGCUUCAGUUUUGAAUGCUUUUGUCUGCUGAUGGUUCCAUUGCCACACUGCAUGAAUAAUGGUUAUGAAACAGUUCUUUCUAUCAACCAGCGGUUUUUUUUAAUUUUCAUGUGAAUGAAUUGGUGCUGGACUGACCUGUUCCCAUUUAACAGGGUAAUCAUUAACUGGCUUUUAAUGAAUCAAAGUUUUUAAACAUCAAAAGAUUUCACAGUUGUCACUCUUAAGGAAUCAAAAUGUUUGUUUACCUGCCUGAAUGUGAAAUCAAGCUGUCACAAAUUGUGAUUGGGUGGGUUAUUUGUGGACAAGCAAGAAUUGAAAAAGCUUCUAUGUGAAUACUCAUAUCGUUCUGCCAAGAUGAGUGCUAAACUAUUUUAUUUUUUCACUGUUGGUGAACUCGUCAUAGUUUUCCCUUCCUCACAGUUUAACUGUUGCUUUCGCAAGCUGUACUCUGCAGCUCACAGAUGGAGUUCUGUUUUUUUCAUAGUGUCUGUACACUAGUAAUUUUCAGAAGCUAUUUUGUAUAGAGAUGUAUUUCUUCAUUUAAAAUAAAAAAAAAUUGCAGCACAAAA
Rhincodon typus (whale shark) is the source of this 7350-nucleotide messenger RNA. Its product is annotated as poly(A) polymerase type 3. Gene Ontology annotation, molecular function: RNA binding; poly(A) RNA polymerase activity. NCBI's taxonomy places the organism in Eukaryota, Metazoa, Chordata, Chondrichthyes, Orectolobiformes, Rhincodontidae. The coding region runs from base 390 to 2681 and encodes 763 amino acids. Gene Ontology annotation, cellular component: nucleus. The transcript has 23 exons. The record is from RefSeq and is a predicted model, not a curated record.